AUGUUGGCGGGGCCCCAUCGGCUCACCACCGCCAUCAAAUCCUUCCUGCUGGCGCGCUGGUCUGCGCACAUGGCGCAACAGGCGGAGCAGCAGCAGCAGCAGCAACAGGCGGAGCAGCAGCAGCAGCAGCAACAGGCGGAGCAGCAGCAGCAACAGCAACAGGCGGAGCAGCAGCAGCAACAGGCGGACCAGCAGCAGCAGCAGCAGCAGCGGCAGCAGCAGCAGUGCAACGCGAAGCCAAUGCACGUUCACGCCUCAGUUGUUGCGGCGAUUGAUUCCUCUCCUUCCUCGCCUUCUCCUUGCGCGGCCGUUCCGCCUUUUCCUGCACCAGAGUCAGUAGGAGAGCCAGAACAGGCUCAUUCGGGGACGGCUGUAACUGAAGGUGCGGAAGCGGCGGGUGAAGCGAGGGUGGAGAGGAAACUAGUGGACAGAGGUAAAGCGAAGGUGGUCGAGGGGGUGGGGUAUGGCGGAGGGAGCGGUGGAGGGAGCAGCAGCGGGAUAAGAGAUCCAGUGGGGACGUUGGCGGGCGCGAGGGAAGCGGAGGGGAUGGAGAUAGAGGAAGGAGAGGUGGUCAUGGGAGAGAGUGGAGCGGAGGAGGAAGAGGAGGAGGGGGAGGAGCGAGAAGAGGGGGAGGAACGAGAAGACGGGGAGGAGAGCGCGGAGUGGGCGACGGGCUGGGGAGACGGUGGGGAGCCGCGACAGCAGCAGGGGCAGCAGCAGCAGCAGGAGCAGCAGCAGGAGCAGCAGCAGCAGCAGCAGCAGCAGCAGCAGCAGCAGCAGCAUGUGCAGCGGGUGGGGAUGAGCGCGCUGGUGGAGUUAGAGGAGGACGUGCUGGUGAAGGUGCUCGAGUGCCUGCACUCUCCCGCCGACCUCUCUCGCUGCAUGGCCUCGUGCCGCCUGCUCAGACGCCUGGUGAUCGAGUCGUCUCUCUGGCACGCACUGGCGCUGCGUCUCUUCCCGCAGCUCUCUCUCUUCAUCGCCGUUCGCCCCACCGCCUGCGCGCGUCCCCUCUCCCUCCACCCCUCCCGCCACUGCUCCUCCUCGCCCCCAUGCUCCUCCUCCUCCUCUGCUGCUGCUGCCACUGCUGCUGCUGGUGAUGAUAGUGCGUCGGCCGCUGUGUGUGCUAAGGUAGUGCGAGGAAAGUGGUUGGAGGGCGAGGGAAGGGAGAGGUCGGGGGAAGCAGAGAGAGCAGAACGGAGCAAGCAGCUUCAGACGGAUCACUCUCCUUCUCACCAUUCUCCUGAUCAGCAGCAGCAGCAGCAGCAGCAGCAGCAGCAGCAGCAGCAGCAGCAGCAGCAGCAGGAGGAGGCAGUAGUAGCAAGGGAGGGGUUGCCAUGGGAAGCAGUGGCUGUGUCACGGUUCCUCUCCACCCUCUGCUGGCAUCUCGCUGCUCCUCUCGGCCUUACUGAACGCACCCUCGGGCCGGCAUUCGACUGGGUGCCGUGCAUUGGCAGUGCGGUGUGUGCGUCAAGCACGGACAAUUACCCAGAGGAGGGCAUUGAGAAGACGCUGCAGGCGGAGGCGAGGUGGCCGGAUCACGGCACGCCCUCUUACUGGUCCAGUAAGGGCCGUGCUGACCCCCUCGUGCCGGAGACUCUCACGUACCGGCUCUCUGCGCCGCUCUGCUUGGUUCGAGAAUUCCAUGUUCGUCCUUUUCAGGCCUUCUUCCAGCGCGGCUGGCCCAUCUACUCCUCGCGCUACGUGCGCCUGAGGCUGGGCUACCCACGCGCACCACCAGGGGAGCACACACCCACUCACUUGGACAAGGCAUACGCGAACCAGACCCACAGACAGACUAGGCCAGGGCAAAUGGGGGCGGUAGGGGGCAGUGAGGAGGCGGAGGACGAGUUCAGAGCAGCGGGCGGGUCGGGGGCAGCGCGAGAUGGAUUCACGUGGACCUAUGUCUCUCCUCUCUUCCCCAUGCACCAGGUGGAUUCGCUGCAGCGCUUUGUGCUGCCACAGGUGGUGCUGGCGGUGGGAGGCGUGGCGCAGGUGGAGUUCGUGGGGCGCAUGCAGACCCAGCAGUUUGACGACCUCUAUUACAUCUGCAUCUGCCAUGUGUCGAUCGUCGGCUGCCCGUUCCCACAGUACGACAUCCACGGCCAGCCCGGAAAGUUCGUCCUGACCGAGCUGCCCGGAAGAAACCAUUCUGUCCGGCGCACACAGCAAUCGCCUCCGUCUUCCCCUGCCACGGCCCAUCAUCACCCUGCUGCUGCUGCUGCUGCUGCUGCUGCUGCUGCUGCUGCUGCUGCUGCUGCUGCUGCUGCUGCUGGUGUUGCCGUCCCCCACCCUGCUGUGGUUGGCUGGCGGUUCCCCCUGCUUGGUGUGCGCGAGCAGCUGGCACUGCUGCGAAGGGGGAUACGGCCGGGAGGAGAGGAGGGUAUGUUGAGAGGGGAGCGCAGUGAUGCGGAGGAAGAAGCAGAGGCGGACACGGAAGUGGCGAGGUGGCAGGCAGCUACAGAGGGGGAGCGCGUGCAGAGGAUUCUCGCCCUGCUCACUGGCCGUGCUGCUGUUAUUGCUGCUCCUGUGGCCAAUGCUGCCGCUGGUGCUGGUGCUGGUGCUGCUGCUGGUGGUGGUGGUGUUAGUGCUGCUGCUGCUGCUGCUGCUGCUGCUGCUGCUGCUGCUGCUGCUGCUGCUGCUGCUGCUGCUGCUGCUGGUCCUGGCGAAGCAGAGGAUGAUGAUGAUGAUGAUGUGGAUGAUGUCAGCAGUAUGUUCCUGUGGAUGCAGGGGGGGUUGAUUCGGGAAGUUGGGGCAGCAGCAGGGGGAGGCUAUGGGGUGGGCGGAGCAGCAGGGUUGCACAGGACACAUGUGGGCGGUGGCGGUGGUGGCAGUAGCAGCACCGCGGCCAAUGGUGGUGGUGGUUUUGGUGGUGGUGGUAAUGGUGGUGCUAGUGGCAGUGGUGGUGGUGCUGCUGCUUCUGCUGACCGCCGCCUUGGUGGUGCAGGUGGCAGGGCUGUGACUCCAACCCCCCAUGCACCACCACCAGUGGCUCCUACCAGCGUUCAGUUGCUGCUGCAUCCCCAUCCCUCCUCGUCUGCUGCUGCUGCUGUGGUAGGGAGAGGGUUAGCAGGCAGGUAUACUGUCACUAUCACAGGCACAGGCACAGGUACAGACACUGGGACAGGGACAAACAUUGGAACAGGUGGGGACAGACUGGGGGGGAGAGAGAGUGGGGUGGGAUUUGGUGCAGAUGCAGCAGCUGAGAUGGAGGAAGGUGAGGUUCUGGAGGACACAGAGGACGAGAUGGAGGAGGAUUUUGAGGGAAGAGGGGAGGGAAUGGCGAGAGACGGAGUGAGAGAGGAGAGGCGGUUGGAGGAAGUGGAAAGGAUGGGUAGAGGGGAAGGGAUGGUUGGUGAUGAGGAACGGAGGGGGGAAGGUGGUUUGAGGUUUAACAGGAAUGGGGAGGGUGGGAUAAGUGUGAGGAGUAGUGGUAGUGAUGAGUUUAUGGAUGCAUUAGAAGACCCUUUUGACGAAUGA
This is a messenger RNA of Closterium sp. Naga37s-1, 3477 nucleotides long. The record is from the annotation of a GenBank genome assembly. NCBI's taxonomy places the organism in Eukaryota, Viridiplantae, Streptophyta, Zygnematophyceae, Desmidiales, Closteriaceae.